This is a messenger RNA of Astyanax mexicanus (Mexican tetra), 4450 nucleotides long. It is a transcript of the gene cracr2ab, whose product is annotated as calcium release activated channel regulator 2Ab. NCBI's taxonomy places the organism in Eukaryota, Metazoa, Chordata, Actinopteri, Characiformes, Acestrorhamphidae. The transcript is spliced from 18 exons. Gene Ontology annotation, molecular function: GTPase activity; calcium ion binding; GTP binding. Bases 333 to 2603 code for a protein of 756 amino acids. The record is from RefSeq and is a predicted model, not a curated record.
ACAAUUUUGGUGGACCUGGCAACCCUGCAGCCGCAGAGCUGAGCUACAGUUACAGCUGGGUUAGGACUCUUCAGCGCUACAGGGGAAGAAGUGAUGGUUUAAAAAUGCUGUAAACGUUUACCUACAUAUAGUUUUGUCACUGUAGGUCAGUUUUCCGGGGAAUAUAAGGUUUAGGAAGGUUUAUUUUCUCUCUAAAGAUCUCUGAGCUCUGACCACAAAAGCCCCUUCCUGUUCCCUGAGAGAGCUGUGAUGAGGCAUCUGACGUUGAUGGAAGUUUUGAAAUGCUGCAGAAUGAGAAGAGAAAACUGACCAGACUGUAAAGAGUCAGGACAAUGUCAGAAUUCCCACACAGUCACACCAUGAACGCUGUCUGCAAAAGCUCGGAUAAAGAACAGAACCGGCGUCGUCCACAGCCAAGGAAGGGCUUGGAAAGAAAGAAAUCAGCCUUGGCAUUGGCUGCAGUGCUGGAAAAGACAAAGGAGUUUUUCCAGAUCUGUGACAGCGAGGGGAAAGGCUACAUAACAAGCACUGACAUGAGGAGAUUACACAGAGAGCUACCACUCUCUGCAGAUGAACUGGAAGAUGUCUUUGACUCACUGGACACAGAUAGAAAUGGCUACCUCACUCUAGGAGAGUUCUCCUCUGGAUUCAGUGAUUUUUUGCAUGGGCGUAGAGUGAGUGAAGUGGAGGAUCAGAUCUCAGGAGUCUUACCCAAAGUUCCAGAAGCCCUGUAUCAGGAUGAAGCACAAUCUGCGAAUGAGGAUGAUGAGGAGAGCCACUUCAGUAUGUUGAUGGAAAGCCUGGGUGCUAGCAAUGUGCUGGAGGAACCCAGUGAAGUACGCGGUCUGUGGGCUCAGCUAAGAAAAGACGAGCCUCACCUGCUAUACAACUUUGAAGAAUUCCUGGCCCGAGUCACAGCCCAAAUCAGAGCAGCCCAACAAGAGGGGAAGGAGAUGGAAAGUGCUCUCAGAAAGAAGGCUGCAACACAUGAUAGUGAAAUCCAGCGGCUGUAUGAGGAAAUGGAGCAACAGAUGAAAAAGGAAAAAGAUCAACUGCUUUUAAAAGACUCGGAGCGUCUGCAACUACGCAGCCAAGACCUACAGCAGCAGCUGAGCAGCAAAGAGCAAGAGCUUGAGCAGCUCUUCCUCAAACAAAGAGGGUUGGAGCAUCGGUAUCGAGAGCUACACAGUGAGCAGCAGGAGAGUCGGGUGGAGAAUAUAAAGCUGAAAAUGACCAAUGAGGAACUCUCUCACGAGCUGGAGAACACCUGUCAGGAGCUCUCAUUGGCUCAAGAACAGCUGGCUAUUCUGCAGGAGAAGGCCACCAGGCUACAGCAAGAAAGAGAAAUGGAGAUGUACAGAAUCACAGAGGGACUGCAGAGAGAGAAACAAAGCUUAAUGAAGCAAUUAGACCUCCUCAGAGAAAUGAAUAAACAUUUAAGAGAUGAGCGAGAUGUCAGCUCUUUAAAACGCAACAGCUCGUUGAAGAGACUCACCCGUAAACAGCGACCAUCCUCAACGUUGUUGAAAAAUUCUGCAAAAAGUGAGGAUAAAGCUGAAGAACCGGCCCAAACUCCAGACCAGAAGCCUUCAACCACAGUGAACGGCUAUGGCCCACACACAGCCUCAGGGUCUCAGCAGAAUGCAGACCCAGGCACAGUGGCAGCAAAUUCAGGCCAAGAUUUGGUGGAUGCUCCACCAGAGGGUUGGCCUUUGCGUCGGGUCAUUUCCAUUGAGGAGGACCACCUCCCACACCUGCUGCAAGGGGACCCUCAUCCUCUAAUUCAUCAGCUGAGUGAGGAAGAGAAGGAACGAGGGGAGGAAGAUGCUCAAAUAGAACUGAACAUGAGCCCCAUCUAUUCCUCAAAUGCUUUCCUAGCCUCUUCUCAUUCACCUCGGUCUUCCCCCGUGAAGAAGAUCUUCUCGAAACAGAAGAGAGGGAAAGGGGGUGUGCCCUCCUCACCCAGGGGCCAGCCAGUAGGCAAAGAGACUUUGCAGAAGGGUCCACCUGAGGGGACUGUGGCCACCCCAGAACGCCUCUUUAAGGUUAUUUUAGUGGGCAACUCAAGUGUGGGCAAGACAGCUUUUCUGCGCCGCUUCUGUGAUGGCCAUUUCCAUGCAACAACAACAGCUACUGUGGGUAUUGAUUACAGCGUUCGUACUCUGAAUCUGGGAAAUAGUCAUGUGGCUCUUCAGCUGUGGGACACUGCAGGUCAGGAGAGGUAUCGAAGUAUUACUAAGCAGUUUUUCCGCAAGGCUGAUGGGGUGGUGGUGCUCUACGAUGUAACCAUGCAAAGCAGCUUUAGGUCAGUGCACCCCUGGCUUGUCAGCAUACAGGAAGCAGUAGGGGAUCCCAUUCCUAUCAUGCUACUUGGCAAUAAAUCAGACAUGGAGAGUAUAAGACAGGUGCCGACUAAAGAGGCAAAAAGACUGGCUGAGGAAACCAAUUUAAUGUUCUAUGAGUGCAGUGCUUACACAGGAUACAAUGUGCUAGAGGCCAUGUUACACCUGGCCAGGGUAUUGAGGGAGCAAGAGGACAGGGUGUGGGAGAACACAGUGCGACUGGUGGAUCAGCCAGUGAAGAAGAAAUCCUGCUGCAAGUGAUCGCACAUGCACACACAAAGACUGUAUGCCUGUAUUUGUGAGGUCUUUUCAUUGACCUCUGGACUACUCUACUUAAAUGCUGCUCUGCCUACAAAUACAUAUAACCCCAAACCUGAACCUAGACCUUUUAACCCCUUAUAUAAAAGCUACUUUUUUGGGGGAAAAGCCCAAAUAUAUAUAUAUAUAUAUAUAUAUAUAUAUAUAUAUAUAUAUAUAUACAUAUAUACACAUCUGCUGCUGUGAGGAGCUCAGCUCUAUUGUAUAAUGACCUCUGAAGAGCACACAUGAUCAUGAAUUCUACAUACUUAUAAAAGACAAUGAUUUAGAUGCUUAACCCCUAAAAUCCUGUAUGUAUGCCCACACAAUAAUCCCCCAAUAAUCACACAGCUGUCAUAAUUAUCACAGGUUCUAUAGACCCCACAACUGACCCCUGUGGAACUCUGCAAAACUUGCAUGCAAAAUAUACAUCCGCAGUUGUUUCUGCAUUUGGAUUUAUAUAGUAAAUUAUAAAUAUAAUAAAUAAUAAUAAUUAUAAAUAUGAGGUUCUAGGGGUUAACUAGGGGUUAACAGACUGAGAAGAUUUUUACACACACGCGCACACAAAAAAAACUCAAACAUAGUUAUGAGAAGUUUUGUUUUCUUUGGAUCAAACUUUUAAGUGCAGAUUUUUUUUCUGUUAAAGAUUGAUUUAUUUAUUUUCUUUAUAAUGAAAUAUCAAACUAAGGCCAAAUCAGAAAAUGUUGUUACAAUAUGGAAAAUGCAAAAAAAAAGAAAAUAAAUAAUAAAAAAAAUAAACCCAGAGUAUUUAUUACAUUUACUUUGACUUAUAUUUAACUGCGGACAGUAUGAACCCAAGAUAUUUCAAGUUUGUUCUUGCCAACGUUUUAUUUGUUAAUAUAAAAGUUAGGAUGGUAAAGCAUUUAUCAAUUUGUAAAUUUGGCGUUUUGGUACUGAGUACCAAUUUAAAAAAAAAAGUCUUGCAAAAGGCGUGCAACAGUCUGGGGUCACCUUUUCACAUUUUUCAUUUAAAAAAGUUUAUAUAUAUUUAAUUAUAUUUAUAUAUCAUUUUCUGUAUAUAAAAAAGAACUGGAAUACUGAUUUGUUUGACAACAUUUAGUUAACACAAAGUUUUACAUAGAAGGAUGUUUUUUUUCAUGUCCAGACCUGAAAUUAAGUUGAUCAGACAAACGUGGAUGACAUUGGGUUCAUACUGUCUACAGUGAAACAAAAGUCUAAAUAAAUGUAAAAAUGGUUCAUUUUUGUAUGCAUUUUCCUUAGUGUUGCACUUUUUUCAUUUGGGGUUGCAAAUGUAUUAAUAAUGAGUUGUAAAAAAUUUUUUUCUUUCAAAAUUCUGUGCACAAAUAUUAACAUAAUAUUGUUGUGUGAUUUAAAAAUAUAUAAAAAAAUGGGUUCAGUUUUAGUUAAAAAAAAAACUUAUAAUAAAUUAAUCUUGUAAUAAUUAAGUAAAUAGACUAGAAACAGGCAUAGUUUAUUCAUCUCUGAUUUAUUUACCACUUCCAGCCCCUGAAAUUCCAAGGAACAUAACAAUUACUGCCUAAUUAAUGUUAAAAUUAUGCCUCAAACCAAAAAAAAGCUUCAAAUCAAUUAUAUGAUUCUUGAAAAAUAGUAUCUUAACUCAAUAAAAGCAACAAUUCAGAAAGCAUGCCAGCCACAAUAUCAAACCAUCCAACCACCAAGCAUUUAACAAAAUGAACAAUUAACUACAUGUAAUUAUGAGGAAUAAGUUAAAUUAUUUUAAAUGAUUUUAAAAUAAAUAAUUCAAUGUCUUGCUCUUAAAUACUCAUCUUUGUCCAUGCUGAUAAAAUAAACAUUCUUUAAAGUCUUAA